This is a messenger RNA of Postia placenta MAD-698-R-SB12, 336 nucleotides long. RefSeq lists its product as hypothetical. The record is from RefSeq and is a predicted model, not a curated record. NCBI's taxonomy places the organism in Eukaryota, Fungi, Basidiomycota, Agaricomycetes, Polyporales, Adustoporiaceae. The transcript has 3 exons. Bases 1 to 336 code for a protein of 111 amino acids.
AUGACUUCGACCGUUGGUCUUCAUGGCUCUGUGACGGCUUCGCCUCUCAAUACGAUGGAUACCAGCUUGGCUUUGAAACCCCAUGGCUCGACGGAUGGUGAGUUUACAGAUGUAGCGGAGCACAGCUUCGCCCCACUCCCACCAUCACCACGCACCUCGCCGCCCGCCAUGGGCUCAAGGUCACCCUUUGCCUUGGAAUACCCAAUGCAAGCGAGCGGGCCUGUGGGCGAACGCGAGCAACCAGACUCUCCGGAUAACGAGAGCUCUACGUCGCAGUCUUUCUUCCAUCGCAUGUCUUGGCUCGUGACGAUGCUGUGUCUUACGUCGUGCGCUUAA